This is a messenger RNA of Sparassis crispa, 1971 nucleotides long. RefSeq lists its product with no specific name. The record is from RefSeq and is a predicted model, not a curated record. Gene Ontology annotation, cellular component: cytosol; cytoplasm. NCBI's taxonomy places the organism in Eukaryota, Fungi, Basidiomycota, Agaricomycetes, Polyporales, Sparassidaceae. Gene Ontology annotation, molecular function: molybdopterin molybdotransferase activity. The transcript has 9 exons. The coding region runs from base 1 to 1971 and encodes 656 amino acids. Gene Ontology annotation, biological process: molybdenum incorporation into molybdenum-molybdopterin complex; Mo-molybdopterin cofactor biosynthetic process.
AUGUCUGAGUCCCCGAGUCCAAUCAGAGUCGCCAUCCUCACAGUGAGCGACACCGCCGCCGCCGACCCCGUCGCGGACAAGUCCGGGCCUACUAUCAAGGAUAUCCUCGCCCGGAGGGGCUACGAAUGUAUCCUCGAGCUCAUCGUGCCCGAUGAUGAGAGCCGCAUACGCGAAAUUGUGCGGGAGUGGUGCGACCAGGGCGCCGACUGGGUCAUCACCGCUGGUGGCACUGGUUUCGGUGUGCGGGACAGGACGCCAGAGGCUAUCCGUCCCCUGCUUGAGCGCGAAGCACCAGGGCUUGUACACGUCCUCCUCUCCUCGUCUCUUCGGCAUACGCCCCUCGCAGCCCUCUCUCGCCCGGUCGCCGGUACGGUCAAGAACACCCUUGUCGUGACCCUACCUGGGAGUGUCAAGGCCGUGCGGGAGAACCUGGAGGUGCUCCUCGCCAACGGUCUCGUCGAGCAUGCAGUCGACCUCAUCAAAGGCGGUACUGGGAACCGUCUGCACACUGAGCUCACAUCAACUUCGUCCUCGGAAGAGCGUAUGCUGCACCAGAUUCACCACCACCACCAUCAUCAUCAUGACCAUGGCCACAGAACGCCCCAGCCGCAGACGACGUUGUCACACGACCCGUCGCAGGCGGUAUCAUCCCGUCACCGAGAAUCACCAUACCCGCUGGUUUCGGUCGAGGAAGCAAUCACCUUAAUUUUCCAGCAGCUGAGGCCUCUCGCGUUGCAAGAAAAACAGGUCGACCCGCAGCUGAGGGGACAUGUACUAGGCGAGGACGUAUAUGCCGCGCAAGACGUCCCGCUGACGUACACGACCAGCGUCGACGGCUACGCCUUCCGCUCAACGGACCCGCCUGGCAUAUACAGAGUCGCGAGCUCGCAGACGCACUCGACGUCGGACCUGCUGCCGCCCGACUCGAUCUACCGCAUCAACACGGGCGGGCCGCUCCCCGCGGGCACCGACGCCGUGAUCAUGGUCGAGGACACGCGCCUGCACAGCACGUACAAGAACGAGCACGGGGAGGACGUCGAGGAGAAGGAGGUCGAGACGCUCGCGCAGGUGCCCAAGGGGGAGAACAUUCGGGACCCCGGGUCCGACGUGUCCAAGGGCGACCUCGUCCUCGAGAAGGGGCAGAUCCUGCAUAGCGCGGGGGGCGAGAUCGGCACACUGGCGUUCGUCGGACGCACGAAGGUUUGGGUGCAUAUGAAGCCCGUAGUCGCCAUCUUGAGCACCGGGAACGAGCUGCUUGACCUGCAGUCGCCCACGCCGUUCGAGGGCGAUGGGUGGGGUGGCAUUUGGGAUACUAAUCGUCCCUCCCUCCAAGCCGCGCUCGAAGGCAUGGGUUACGAGGUCAUUGACUUGGGCAUCGUGCCCGACGACAUCGCUUCACACGUUGCUGCGCUGAGACAAGGGCUAACAUCCGCGGACGUGAUCCUCACAACGGGCGGCACGUCGAUGGGCGCGAGCGACCUCCUGAAGCCUGUCAUCGAGCGGCAUCUCGACGGGACGAUCCACUUCGGGCGCGUCAAGGUGAAGCCAGGCAAGCCGACGACCUUCGCGACGAUCCCGACGCCCACAGGCCGCAACGAGCGCGUACCGCUUUUCGCGCUCCCGGGCAACCCGGCGUCUGCGCUUGUCACCUUUAACGUCUUCGUGGUCCCCGCUCUGCGUCGCUUGGGCGGGUGGCCUGUGGAACGAUGCCAGCUGCCCCGCAUCCGCGUGCAGAUACAUGAUGUGAUGCGCCUUGAUCCCCGCCCUGAAUUCCACCGUGUGGUCAUCAAAGCUGGUCCGACUGGCUUGAAGGCGUACAGCACGGGCGGACAGCGCUCGAGCCGCGUCGCGAGCCUGAACGGGGCGAACGGCUUGGUCGCCCUCCCGGCGCGUAGGAUCGACGGGCCUGACAGAGUAGUGGCGGGCGAGAGCGUCGAGGCGGUCGUGAUAGGGGAGCUACAAAUCCAGUGA